Diabrotica virgifera virgifera (western corn rootworm) is the source of this 1139-nucleotide messenger RNA. RefSeq names its product zinc finger protein 98-like. Bases 26 to 961 code for a protein of 311 amino acids. Lineage: Eukaryota; Metazoa; Arthropoda; Insecta; Coleoptera; Chrysomelidae. The record is from RefSeq and is a predicted model, not a curated record. Gene Ontology annotation, biological process: negative regulation of transcription by RNA polymerase II; regulation of immune system process; regulation of cytokine production. The transcript has a single exon.
CCUCCAGGAGAACACAUUGAAAAUUAUGGAAACAACUGAACCUUAUUUUCCCAAAGAAACAUGUAGCAGUAGAAACAAUGAAGGAACAACAUUAAAUACAAAUAUGAAACUUCAGACUGGAAGAAAACCUUAUGAGUGCGAAAUUUGUUUUAAACAGUUUACUACAAAAUAUAAAUUAAAAACACAUUUGAGAGUGCACUCCGGAGAAAGACCGUACACGUGCGAAAUUUGUUUUAAGCAGUUUAAUGAAGAAAGUAAUUUGAAAGCACAUAUGAGAGUUCACACUGGAGAAAAACCUCAUAAGUGCGAUAUUUGUUGUAAGCGGUUUAGUCAAGCAGGUACUUUGAAAUCACAUUUGAGAACGCACACGGGAGAAAAACCUUACAAGUGCAAAAUUUGUUUAAAGCAGUUUAGUGAAAACAGUACUUUAAAAGGACAUUUGAGAUCCCACAGUGGAGAAAAACCUUAUAAGUGUGAAAUUUGUUUUAAAGGGUUUUGUCAACUAGGACAUAUGAAACUACAUAUGAGAUUGCACACUGGAAAAAAUAUAUACAAGUGCGAAAUUUGUUUUAAGCAGUUUUCUCAAAAGAGUCAUUUAACUGAACACAUGAAAGUUCACACUGGAGAACAACUGUAUAAGUGUGAAAUUUGUUUUAAAAAGUUUACUGCAAGAAGUGAUCUGAAAAGACAUUUGAGAAUGCACACUGGAGAAAAGCCGUACAAGUGUGAAAUUUGUUUGAUGCAGUUUUCCCAGAACGGUCAUUUGAAAAGACAUUUGAGAAUGCACACUGAAGGUAAAGCUUACGAGUGUGAAAUUUGUUUGAUGCAGUUUUUCCAGAAGAGUCAUUUGAAAAGACAUUUGAAAAUGCACACUGGAGAGAAACUGUAUAAGUGUGAAAUUUGCUUAAAGGAGUUUAGUCAAACGUAUGGUUUGAAAUCACAUUUAAACCACGCACACUAGUGAAAUAGCUCAUUUGAAAAACAAAAUUCAUGAAAACUAUGGCACACUUGUAAAAGUGUUAUAUUCAGGAAAGUGUGUCAAGGUCUGCGCUCUUUAGAUCGAAUCGGUCGGCAACGGAACGGACGCUACAGCCCAGAAUAGUCUAAGAGCUGGGAGCGGAUUUUGUGCGUGAUAAGUA